CGAUUUGCACUACAGAAAUGGCAAACCGUGGUUACAAAUUGCAGGAAUUUGUGGCGCAUUCGGGGAAUGUAAACUGUUUAAGAUUUGGUAAGAAGACACGUAGACAGUUUCUGACUGGUGGAGAUGAUCAAAAUGUGAAUUUUUGGUCUAUUGGUAAACCAACAUCCACUGCGAGCCUAAGUGGUCACACAAGUCCAAUAGAAUCUGUAGCUUUUGACUCUGCAGAGGUUCUAGUGCUUGCUGGAGCUUCAUCAGGUGUAAUAAAGCUAUGGGAUCUGGAAGAAACAAAAAUGGUUCGCACUCUUACUGGACACAGAUCGUAUUGCACUGCCUGUGAAUUCCACCCUUUUGGUGAAUUUUUUGCAUCUGGAUCUAUGGACACUAAUCUUAAGAUAUGGGAUAUAAGAAAGAAAGGAUGCAUCCACACAUACAAAGGUCAUACUCGAGGAAUAAGUACCAUAAGAUUCUCUCCUGAUGGCCGCUGGGUGGUUUCUGGUGGAUUUGACAAUGUUGUGAAGGUAUGGGACCUAACAGCUGGAAAGCUCUUGCAUGACUUUAAGUUCCAUGAAGGGCACAUUCGAUCCAUAGAUUUCCAUCCACUUGAGUUUCUUUUGGCAACAGGUUCUGCAGACCGUACCGUAAACUUUUGGGAUUUGGAAACAUUUGAAUUGAUUGGAUCUACCAGACGAGAGGCUGCAGGAGUACGAUCAAUGACCUUUCACCCGGAUGGAAGGACUCUGUUUUGUGGACUGGAUGAUAGCUUGAAGGUUUAUUCAUGGGAGCCUGCGAUGUGUCACGACUCUGUUGAAAUGGGAUGGUCGACUUUAAGUGAUCUCUGCAUACAUGAUGGGAAGCUUGUAGGUGGUGCCUAUUACCAAAACUAUGUUGGAGUUUGGGUUGCAGAUAUUUCGCUUAUUGAGCCCUAUGGAGCUGGUUUAAAUCCAGAGAGACAAAGUAACUUGGAGCAGAAACAGGAACACGUGGAGUGUCGUUUAGAAAGAGUCGGAAGCAACAGAAGUUCUAAUUCAAGUCUGCGCUGCACAUCACCUGACAUUGAUUCCAAGGAAAUAAAGAAUAUAUAUGUGGAUUAUGAAAAUCCAGUAACCAUUAAGAAAGUUACUUCUCAAUCACCAAAAGUGGUUCCGCCUUCAGAUUCUAAGGAAAACAAGAAACAGUCGAGUCAGAAACUUAAUUCUGUCGUUGGUUUACCUGCAAAAACUAAUGGAUUGCCAGUAGGUAAAUCAUUUGUCGUCCCCAGUGUGGUACCUCGUGAUAUUCCAGAGGAGAAAAACUUGGAUACUUAUAGAAGGGAAUCUAUUUCUACAACCAGUUUGAGUGGUGGUAUACCACAAAGGCCGUCUCACAUAAAGCGCCCAUCCAGAAACAACUUCGAUAUGGAGAAGAUUUCUGUGGCUCUUGAGUCUGAAUCUGCAGACAGUUUGCCAUGUACAGUAGAUUGUAAGAAGGAAUCAAAUAUUGAUAGCAGGCGUAUGGCAGAUAAUAAUUCCAGGGAACGUUCUGAGGAAAAAGAUUCAGCUGUCAAGCAUGGUGGAGAAAAGCUAGAGAAAACUUCAUUGCAACCACCGCUGAAGAAUCAGGAGAACCGUAACGUGGCUUCAGAAGGCAGGAAACAGUCACAUCCAGUUAGAUUUGUGAAUGGAGUGGCGGUAGUACGAGGAAGGACGCGCAGUUUGGUUGAGAGGUUUGAGAAAAGAGAAGGGUUGAACAUGGAUGAUGUCCACAAGCUGGAUGCACUGUCUGAUUCUAAAACUGAGGAAACAGUAGUAUCCCCUUUACCACCUUCCUGUUGUAAAGAUGAGGAACCCGAAACCUUUACUAAAAAAACUGAUGAUGAACCAGAAACAUCCCCUUUUACAGCUUCUCGUUUUAAAGCAGAGGAGGCAACACGCCCCUUGUUUUCAGCUCUUUCGGAAGCUGAGGAAGUAAAUAUAUAUGCUCUGCCAGCUUCUCAAUGUAAGCCUGAGGAAUUAGACACAUCCCAUAAGCCAGCUUCUCAGUUUAAAUCUGAGGAAGGAAGAACAACCCAUUUACCAGCUUCUCAUUUUGAAGCUGAGAAAGUAGAAGCAUCCCUUAUGCCAGCUUCUCAGUUUAAAUCUGAGGAAGUUAGAGAAUCCGAUUUACCAGCUUCUUGUUUUAAAGCUGAGGAAUUAGAAGCAUCCCCUAAGCCAUCUUCACGGGUUAAAUCCGAGGAUGUAAGAAAAUCCCGUUUGCCAGCUUCUCGUUCUAAAGCUGGGGAAUUAGAAGCAUCCCCUCUGCCAGCUUCACAGCCUAGACCCGAGAAUGCAAGAAGAUCCCGUUUACUAGCUUCUCGUUCUAAAGCUGAGGAACUGGAAGCAUCCCCUGUGCCUGUUUCUAAGUAUAAAACUGGAGCAAGAACAUCCCGUCUGUCAACUUUCCGUUCAAAAGCUGAGGAAGCUAAAACAUCACGCUUAUUGGCUUCUCGUUCUAAAGCUGAGGAAGCACAACCAGUCUGCUUGUUGUCUUCUAGUUCUAAUGCUGAGCGACCACAAUCAGCUCCUUUGCCGAAUACUGAUCAGCAGACUAUUGCACGGUGUGAGUCAGCUCAGAAUGAUGAUAUUGUUAUUGAAGAUCUUAUGCAAAGCCAUGAUGUGCUGCUAAGUGCGUUUAGAUCUCGUUUGACAAAGCUGCAGGUAGUUCGUCACUUCUGGGAACGGAAUGACAUCAGGGGUGCUAUAAAUGCUUUGAGGAAGUUGCCAGAUCAUUCUGUACAAGCUGAUGUUGUGAGUGUCCUCGUAGAUAAAAUGGAGAUUAUCAAUUUGGAUUUGUUUUCCUGCUUGCUGCCUGUACUGUUAGCCUUACUUGAUAGUAAGGUAGAAAGGCAUGCAAAUGUUUCUCUGGAGCUGUUGUUGAAACUUGUUGCGGUCUUUGGCCCCGUAGUUCGCUCAGCCGUUUCAGCACGUCCAUCUGUAGGGGUUGAUCUUCAUGCAGAAGAAAGAAUUCAGUGCUGCAGGCAGUGCUUUGCCCAUCUCCAAGAUAUACAGAAAACACUUCCUGCACUUAUAAGGAGAGGUGGUCUGUUGGCAAAAGGUGCAUUACAAUUAAAUCUCUUACUUCAAGAAUCAUAGUCCAGUUUAUCAUAUAUGCUUUUCCUAAUGGCAAAGCGAGACAACAGAAUGGAAGUUAGCUAAUGUACAAUAUUCUCGAACUGAUGGACUCUUUUUUCGACUCCCACAAUUUUGCUCCCCGGGUUUCCACGCUACCAUUUUCAACAACCUUGUAGUAGCGGAAAACAAGCUAGACGGAAAUGCAAUGUCUGUCCUCUGCCACCGCUGCAACUGGUUUGGGAGGCAAAGGUAAAAAAUUUCGAAAUAAUAUUACCUUUCGGUGGAGAGUAGCACGGCUAUCUUCAUCCAGUUACGGCUUGAACAUAUUUAAAGUUCCUGGCUGUAUGUAUCCAUAUGUAAGUUGUGUACAUGUAUCUGUAAUAGUAAAAAAUGGAUGAGAUGUGUACAUCAUUUGAUCAAUGAAACAUAUGUUCUUACGCCC
This is a messenger RNA of Lycium ferocissimum, 3528 nucleotides long. RefSeq names its product katanin p80 WD40 repeat-containing subunit B1 homolog KTN80.1-like. The record is from RefSeq and is a predicted model, not a curated record. Lineage: Eukaryota; Viridiplantae; Streptophyta; Magnoliopsida; Solanales; Solanaceae. Bases 18 to 3107 code for a protein of 1029 amino acids. Gene Ontology annotation, molecular function: microtubule binding. The transcript has 18 exons. Gene Ontology annotation, biological process: microtubule depolymerization; microtubule severing. Gene Ontology annotation, cellular component: katanin complex.